AGGCCGAGUCUGACGAAGAACCGGCAGACGACGAGGAGGAAACCGGCAAGAAGCGCAAGAAACCUGCCAGUCAGAGUGCGAAACCGCCAUCGAAGAAGGCUCGAGGCAAGAAGGCCAAAGCAGCUGAGGAGAGCGACAUGGACGAUGAGUGAUUUCUCUCGGUCUAAAUUAUGUCUGUGGUCUUGGACUCUGUUUUCCUCGUUGCUAGUUCUAUGAAUCUUGAUACCAUACGGCUGUCUGUCUGUUUUCUGCUCUCUGCUUAUCGGAACUAUUCACGCUAAACUGUAACGCGCGCGUCUGUGCCGAUCGCGUGACCGUGAAAUUCGUCUCUUCCACCCACUACAUGUAUGCUCAACCGGAUUCCUAAAUUUUGGGACUUACGCCGGUGGCGACGCCCGACCCAUGUGGAGAUGAAGAAAGCGGGGCUUUGGGUUCUCUACGUAGGCGACCUCGUUACUGAGGAAAUAUCUCUCGAUGGUGACUGUUGCACCCUUAGACCGGAAAUGCGGCAGCUCUCCUGCAUCUGGUGUCUAUGAAGUUGUAUAUUGGUCCCAUGUUCGGACCGUCCAUGCUACCUACGUUCGCCAACUCGGGCGACUUCUCUAUGCAAAUCGUGACGAGCGCAAGAAACAUCCGCCGCGGGGACCUCGUCGUUCUCGAGUCACCCAUCACGCCCCGCCGCUUCAUCUGCAAGAGGGUCAUCGGGCUGCCGGGCGACGUCAUCUGCGUUGACCCCACGGGGGAGAAGGCGCCGUCCACCGAGCAUGUCGUCGUGCCGAAGGGGCAUUGGUGGAUCAUGGGGGACAACGCUGCGUACUCCCGAGACUCGAGGGACUAUGGGCCGGUCGCCAUGGGACUGCUCCGGGGGAAAAUAAUCGCUCGGGUCCUGCCUCUUUCAAAAUUCACUAUCUUCAGGAACGAAACCAACUAUAUCGAGUAGAUUACAGCGCGGCGGAUUCGAUGUACGGAGAGGCGGUCGCCGUCAUCUCUGGAAGUUCAUUGAAUAACCCCCUUGACCGUUUGGAACGAACUGGAAGUUGUCGGUGGAGAGUCCGAAGUUCCCUGGGUGACAUAAUCAGCGGAGGAGAGGCCGGGUCUGCAAUCUAGAAGACGUACCCAGAAUGCUAUUCCCGAUUCCCUUCAGCUUGCCCAUCAUCUCGUCCGUCUCUCGCUUCUGUGCUGCUUCAUGCCUGGGCUUUAGCACAGCCUGGCUUCGCUCAAUCUCUUUGAUGAGUGCAGAGGAGGGCGGCAAGAUCUUGAGGAGAGUGGUGUAGUCUAUGCUCGUUGAGACUACGCCAUGUUUCUUCCAAUUCGGAGGAGCCCGUACCUUCCAUCGCAGCAGUGAGCGAACUCCAUGUAUCGAGCGUCUCGUUCGAUGCUGCUCGUCGUUGAAGUGCUUUGACGUAGUUGGGAUCGUCCAGAAGAGCUGGAGAUGGUCGGAUGAGUUUCCAGUGGUAAACGAACGACAUUGCACCGCGGACCUUGCGUGCAAGCGUCGACUACCGCUUUGUGGUCGCCCUGCCUUGCGGUUACGGAUGCAUGUUUGUUGCAGUGCUCGAGGAACGCACGAGCUUCAAGUAGCAGGCUCCGAUGUUGGAGUUUAGCACCGAUCGCGCCUUGGCGUACUCUAGUUCUUCUGGUGUGGGAGGUUCCGGUUGAGUUGGCUCUUGCGUAGUAGGAGGGUCGUUCUCAUCGUCAUCCACGUCGGCGUGUGCGUCUGCUUUCUCCGGCUUCUCUGGUCGUCGUGGUAGAGCCUCCAGCCCCGACUGAUAACAGGAUAAUGCGCUGCUCCAUGCUUUUGCUCGAAAGUGGUCGUUGCCCUGUGUCUUGAAUUCAUCUGCUUGUUGCAGUGCUUGCUGAGCGGUUUCAGAGGAGAUCAGGCGAUUCUGGUGAGCUCACAGAGACUACAUUCACGGGUUCAUCGUUAUCGACCGUGUCGAUGCGAGCCAUUAGAGCAAUCCGGAAAUGAGAGGCGCGCCUGAUGCACGGUCACGUUAGCUAUUGGGCUUCGGCCGUGAUCGGAUCGGCUUGUUCGGACGCCAAUUGAGGCGAGUGUGUUUUUCCUUUGCCCGAGUCACAGUUGACUUUUGCGACCGCAAAGCGGAUUAUCCACACUCUCAUCGGUGCUCUGUUCAAAAGAUCCUGAUAAAUCUCAUCAACUCUCUUAUCUCUAAACAACCGCCAUCUGUCUAUCAGCUGAACGGACCGCUUGGCCAUCCCAUCACACCAACGAAAUGUCUACCUUCGGUACCCUCUUCCGUGUUACGACCUAUGGCGAGAGCCACUGUGCAUCCGUCGGGGCCAUCAUCGACGGGUGCCCACCGGGUCUGGAGCUGAGUGCCGCAGAUAUCCAGCCUCAGAUGACACGCCGACGCCCGGGGCAAAGCGAUCUCACCACGCCUCGCAAUGAGAAGGACGUGGUGCAGCUGCAAUCUGGCCUAGAACACGGUGUGACGCUGGGCACGCCGAUCGCGCUGCUAGUGCGCAAUGAGGACCAGCGACCGCACGACUAUUCAGAGACGGACUUGUACCCCAGGCCGAGUCACGCGGAUUACACCUACCUGGAGAAGUAUGGGGUGAAGGCUAGCAGCGGCGGGGGACGGAGUAGUGCGCGGGAAACCAUAGGCCGCGUUGCCGCCGGUGCCAUCGCUGAAAAGUAUCUGAAAACAGCUUACGGGAUCGAAAUCGUGGCCUUUGUCACUUCCGUUGGAAAGGUGCAGUUGCCACCGAACCUCUCGCCGUGGACCGGUUUCCAGGAUGAGGAGGAUGAUACCGUGGCUGACGUCGUGAAUGCCGAUUUCCACGAAUUGCUGUCGAGCAUCACCCGGGAGAUUGUCGACAAGCAUCCGACGCGCUGCCCCGAUGCCCCCACGGCGGAACGCAUGAAGCAGCGUAUCAUCCGUGCCAAGGACGCCUCCGAUUCAAUAGGCGGGACGGUGACUUGUGUCAUCCGCGGUCUGCCUGCGGGAUUGGGUGAACCUGUCUUCGACAAGUUUGAGGCACUGCUUGCGCAUGCGAUGCUGUCCAUUCCUGCCACAAAAGGGUUCGAGAUAGGCUCGGGAUUCGCCGGAACCUGUAUCCCUGGUUCUCGGCACAAUGACGCCUUCAUCAAGAGGAGCAAUGGAUCGCUGGGCACGCUUUCCAACCGAAGCGGCGGAAUCCAGGGCGGAAUUUCCAAUGCCGAGCCAGUCUACUUCCGGGUCGGCUUCAAGCCACCGGCAACAAUCACCCAGGCGCAGAGCACGGUGCGCUACGAUGGGUCGUCGGGUGAGCUCGCUGCGAGAGGGCGACAUGAUCCGUGUGUCGUCCCGCGCGCGGUGCCCAUCGUCGAAGCGAUGGCGGCGCUGGUCUGCAUGGAUUUGGUGAUGCAGCAGCACGCCCGUACAGGUGCCAUGUCUCUCCUUCCCUCGGUCACAACAUUGCCGCCGACGAUGGUCAUGCCGCAUAAGAAUUCCUGAUCGGUUUAAUACAGUACUCCAAUACCGAGCUGUAACUUGGGUGUAAUAACACGAUAUCGAUCAUGAUGUGAGCGCGGCGAUGGUGUCUAAGUCCACGGUCGGGGCCUUGGCCUUCUUGGUUACGAGCG
This is a messenger RNA of Mycena citricolor, 3586 nucleotides long. The record is from the annotation of a GenBank genome assembly. Lineage: Eukaryota; Fungi; Basidiomycota; Agaricomycetes; Agaricales; Mycenaceae.